UGUUUCUCACAAAUACCUUCUUCCUUGUAGGUCAACGUAAUUAAUCACAUAAGCAUUCAACAAACAGGCGAACCUGAAAUGUAUAAUUUCUGAACCGAGUUUGGUUUGGACGUCACGCGUAGUCGGCCAAUAUCCAGCUGUUGCACUUGCGCGCAUCGUUACCUUUAAGAUUCUGAGAUAAAGCCUUGUUUUAGCUAAACGCGACACCAUUUUAGCUAAGAGUUCGGUGUGUCCGGCAAACCCGGUCCAGGUGACGGAUGUUUAGAAGCGCUAAAAGGAUUUUUUUUCUUUUCUGUCAAGUACGGGGAAACUGACGGAGGGAGCGAUUCGGUAAAUGUGCGAUUUCAUUAUUUGUCGGCCUACCGACAACUGGCGGCGGCGGCGGGGGCGAGAGGGACGGGACGAGAGGAGAGGAGGAGACGGGGUCCGCUAGGAGAGGAGGGUGCAUACACAAAAUACUUUCCCUUUAAAGCGGAGAGGGACAGAGGGGGCGAAGAAGAGAUAAAAAAAGAAAAGGAAGAAAGACAGAAAGGGAGGGUGGGAGAGCGAUGGAGAGACUUUGAAAAAAAAGAGAAAGAUGUCAUCCUGUCGAUUGAGACACCGAGGCGGAGCCAUGGACCGCGGCCGACCAGGAGCUCUCUAGUUAGGGGACGUACUCUACUCAACGCCGAGGCUCGGGACCUGACGCUGCGGCCUUUUCGGAGCUACGGCAAAAUUAAAUGCCUUCUCGCCAGCUGCUGACUAUGAUUAGCACGACUCGAUUACUCAUCCAUCAUAUGCAUAAAAAUUAUAUCUAUUUUGCAUGCAAUUCGCAAAAUGUCUUUACAGUAGACAUAAGCAAAUUCUAUUAAAAUGCACCAUUAAAGCAAGCAUCAUACCAACCAUUUUGUCGCAUUUACAAAAGCAUCUUGACAGUGUCUGUAUAUUGCCAACAGAUGUGCAUAACUCACAGAGGUCUAAUUAUUAAGUCGUAGAUAAUUUACGCCAAACAUCGUCCGGUGUCAUUGUAGAUUUCCAUUAAUUGAGCCAGGCAGGUGAAGCAGAGCAGCCGUACAGGCCUCACGUUUGGUUUUCAUAGCAGCAGCUGGAGCGUUCCUUUCCUCGGCUCUGUUGCCCUCCUCCCUCCCCUGCUUUAGUCCCAGCCAGGUUAGCGUCUAGUCCGGCAGGAUGGAUACCUCCUGGAGCAAUUUCCUCUUUCAGACGCCGUCGACUCAGAGCCAGCCUGAGACGCCCCUUCAGUCUGAACUGCUGCCUGAUUUGACAGGAGCUGCACAGAGUCCUUCAGAAGAGCACAUUGUGACGCCGCCGUCUACUGUUGACACGGCCGCCCUGAGUGAGGAGCCUCUACCUGUCAAACCACUCAUUAAACCGAGCCGGCCGGCCCACAUCUGUGCCACCUGCAAUAAAGAGUUCAAGAACAGCUACAACCUGCGGCGGCACCAGUCGGUGCACACGGGCAUCAAAAUGAAGGACCGAGCCAGUCGCGAGAAGGAGGACGGAGGGAAGGGAGCGCGAGUGGAGAAGCAGACAGUUCCCCUUUCGCUCCUCCAUCUCACCCUACCUCCACAGCCUUCUCCUCUCCCUCCUCCUGUCCCUGUCCCGGAGACCCUCCCCCAGCCUGGUCAGCACGCCAACCAAGAGAGCCAAGUGGUCUCUGUGUCUAUCCCCCCGGCAACUGUAACCAUGGCUGCACCGCCUCAACCCAUCCAAGCAGCUGUUGUUGUUGUUGGAUCCAUGGAGCAGAGCCCAAAUCCAAUUCCUAAUCCCAGCACUAACCAGGUGAGGAAGAACCACGCCUGCGAAGCCUGUGGAAAGGCCUUCAGAGACGUCUACCACCUUAACCGCCACCGACUGUCCCACUCAGACGAGAAGCCCUACUCCUGCCCCAUCUGCCAGCAGCGCUUCAAGAGGAAAGACAGGAUGAGUUAUCAUGUCCGCUCACAUCAAGGCGGCGUGGAGAAACCUUACAUCUGUCCUCACUGCGCGAAAGCCUUUUCCAGGCCAGACCACCUCAACAGUCACGUCCGACAGGUGCACUCCACCGAGAGACCGUUCAAGUGCACGACGUGCACCUCAGCGUUUGCCACACGCGAUCGCCUCCGUGCCCACCUGAUCCGUCAUGAGGAGAAGGUACCGUGUCACAUCUGUGGGAAGCUGCUGUCUGCUGCUUACAUCACCGACCACAUGAGGGUCCACAACCAGUCGCAGCACCACGCCUGCCACCUCUGCAACCGCAGCUUUACCACCCUCACCUACCUGCGUGUUCAUGCUCAGAAACACCAUGGCCAGGAGUGGAAGGAAAGCGGAGGGGCCCGGGGCGGAUUUGGGGGCACCGGGGCCGGUGGGGUGUUGCUCUGCCAGCUGUGUGGGGUGCAAUGUAAAACGGCCACACAGCUUCAGGGUCACAUGGGAACCCACGCCAAUCAGGGUGACGGCAACCCCGACCCGACAAGCGCAGGCCCCGUGGGCACCACCAGCGUGGCUGUCACUGUGUCCAGUACUAGCACAGUGGGACUGCUGGUAACUGACUGCUCCAGUAUCGCCCCCCAGCCCCACAGCUAGCAUGCUGGGAGGGCGAGGGGGUUUGCGGGGGUGGGAUGGGUGGGAAUGGAGGCGGGGGGUGUAAGGUGAAGGUUAAACAAGGAUACCUGGAGAAGUGGCAUGGAAAGAUAUGCGCCAAAACAGGUGUGAGAGCUAUUUAUCUGCAUGUAGUAUAAACAGAAAUAAUGUGUAUUGAUGGUUUACAGUAAAUUAGACAGAAAACUAACUGAACAAUUGAUGUUGAUGAUGUUUUUCAGUUUUAGGAUUAUUUCAUAACAGACUGCCACCAGUGGGCCACGACCAGGAUGACUUGCUGUGGAAUUCCUCAGUGCUGACCAUGGCUACAUGAGGACAGCAGACUUUUGUUUUCUGCUCUGUCAGUAGCAUAAAACCCACUAACAUGUCUCCAAUAGUACAAAACAUGCUUAUUGUACAUGUGGCACACUCCAGAUACAAACCUAAAGGGUAAAAGCCAGAAGACUUACCAUCACGUCAUUGUUCGAUUUAUAACUGACUUGCACAGCCUGUCAUGAUUUUGUAAAGCCUUUGCUGUUUUUACAUCAUAUUACAUUUAUAUUCCCUGUUAUCAGUGUUUGUUUAUGAUGACCUUAAGACCUUAAGAACGUGACUUAUCUCAGUUGUCCCCUUAAUUUAUUACAAACCAUUGGUCUCCAGUUUGCCUUUGUCAGAUACUAUAGACUAUGGACUCCUAACAGGACAUGGGCACAGCAGUUUCAGAUGGGCCAUCAUGUACAGUGACACACCUUUGUACAGCUGAUAAAGGCAAACCAAUAGUUUGUGUAUAUUCUCCCCAUGAACAUUGAAUGUGCAUAACUUCUCUGCUUCAUAUGAUUUGUUCUUACUCUGGAUGCUGGUUUGUAAUUCUUAACAAUUGCCAUGUAAUUUGUAGCUACCUUGGUGACACAUUUUCUGUGGCUGUGCAUAUUGAUUGUACUUGAUGCAUAGUGCAUAGCGCCUUGUUACUACUGUAUUAAAAGGCAGUAAAAUGCA
Molecule: messenger RNA, 3552 nt
Organism: Betta splendens (Siamese fighting fish)
Lineage: Eukaryota; Metazoa; Chordata; Actinopteri; Anabantiformes; Osphronemidae
Product: myc-associated zinc finger protein-like
Exons: 7
Coding region: 1168-2562 (464 amino acids)
Cellular component (GO): nucleus
Source: RefSeq, a predicted model, not a curated record